Messenger RNA from Amphiprion ocellaris (clown anemonefish), 10121 nucleotides. Its product is annotated as helicase with zinc finger domain 2. The transcript has 21 exons. Gene Ontology annotation, molecular function: ATP hydrolysis activity; 5'-3' DNA helicase activity; RNA binding. The coding region runs from base 500 to 9208 and encodes 2902 amino acids. The record is from RefSeq and is a predicted model, not a curated record. Lineage: Eukaryota; Metazoa; Chordata; Actinopteri; Pomacentridae.
UUAAGCGAGGCUGGUUGUAAACGGAAACUAAGAGGGAGUUCAGCUGGAUAUAAAGGAAAGAGACGAGCUGAAGGCUUUCUGCGGUGCUCCGGUGUAGACAGAGUCACAGACAGACUCACAGACAGACACAUAGACAGACAGACAGGGACGGACAGACAGACAGACUCACAGACAGACAGAGAGACAGACAGACAGACUCACAGACAGACAGACAGACAGACUCCUGCUGCUUCCUCCGGUGUAACUGCGCCACCUAGUGGACUAACCGGUGGAGGACUUUCCUGAGGAACAGGACUCCGUGAGAUCUUCGUUCUCAACAGACUUUAUCACAGUGAUGUUUCAUGUAAUUGGUUGAAAGACACCUUUGAGCAAAGUUGGACAUUCUACAGACGUUCAGUUUGCUGCAUUUAAUACUUUCACUCAGUCUGCAGGAAAAUAGUGUAGAGAAAUGGUGUGUUUUUCAUUUAGUUGCUGGUUUUAGCAUUAUGAUUGUAUCACAAUGUCAGCGAGUGGGUCCAAACUGUUUCCUCUUUUAUCAACACAUGACCUCAAACUUGCCUGUGCUCAGUGUUGUGUCAAGGAGAAUGAAAUUACAUACACACUGAAACCAGUCAGCCACCAGUGUGCACAUGAUGUCCUGGUCUGCAGGGCCAGAGGUGGCAGCAAAUGGAGGCCUGUUUCUAGACGGCCCACAUUUCCAAACCCAAGUAAAUAUAUGACUUGUUGGUACUUUAACGAGGGCUUUGGUUGCACACAGCACAAGAACCGGUGCACAUUUGCCAGAAGUGAUGAGGAAGCUGCUGUGUGGACGUUUGAAAGGCAUCAGGGUUUGGACCACCUGCAUCUCCGUAGUCUAGUAGCUAAGUCUGAGAGAGGACCUGAUCAGCCAAACAAUGCUGAGCCUCAGGGAGACCUCUUAGCAUCUUUAGACUUGAAGGUUGUGUGUGAUCUGUGCUCUGUCAAGGACAGGGAAACUACAUACUCUGUUCAGUCAGCUGUACACAAAUGUGAAGGAAAUCUGCUGUUAGCUAAAGAUAAAACCUCUGACCAGUGGAGGCUGGUCGGUGAGCGGCCUGUGGCAAAUCAUAUGGGUCCAAAUGUACUUUACAAAGUGUGUAACUACUUUAUUGAGGGCUCUGGAUGUACACAACAUAUACAGGGUCAGGGAUGCACUUUUGCAAGAAGCCAUGAAGAGGCCGCCGUGUGGAACUAUCUUAGAGAGAAAAAAAUACAGAAAGACGACUUAGUGAGACUUGUGAGUGAGUCCAGUGCGAUGACGCCGGAACGUGCCGCUGAGAGCAUACUCCAGGAGUUUUCAGGUGAAUUCAUAGAGUUCUGUAAAGACUGCUUCCUUGAAUGUCCACAAAAACUGACAGUCAAGAGGUGGAAUGCCACUUGUGCAUCAGAUGCAGCUCACACCUGGAAUCCUGUCUUAGUUUAUCACCUAUCAGAGAACAGCAGAAAGCAUGUCUACCAGCAGGUGCGUCCUCUUCCCAAAAACUGUCAGUUUAAGUACUGCAGUCAUGUCAAGCAAGGCAAGCCCUGCUGGCACAACGCCGGGCACUGCCAGUCUGCCCAGAGCGAGGUGGAGAUGGCCGUGUGGAAGGCGGAGGACAGCGGGCUCUCCGUUCAGCCUCACCUGCUGCAGCUGAGCCGACAGAAGCAGACUCAUUCCAGACAGGUCACCAUGUACUGCAAAGUGUGCUGCCUGGCCCUGUCCUCCCCAGAGAGCUUCUACAAUCACUGCUCCUCCUUGGAGCACGCCCAUCUGCUGUCUGAAGACACCACCAUCAAGUGGAGAGGACGACAGCCUCCACACAACCGCCGUGCUGAGUUCUUGCUGUGUCCCAGACCACAAACUUGUGAGUAUGGCACCAAGUGUCCGAAAGCUCAUUCUGAGGAGGAACUGCAGGAGUGGAUGAUGCGAGCUGCAGAAGAGAAGGAGAUCAGAGAUAACAUUGAAGCCCAAGGCCUCAUGUGCUACAACGAAAGGCUCUUGGAGGAAUACAAAAACAGCAGUAAUGAAGUGUACAUAAUGUCGGAACAUGUUGACGACGUCAGAAUCUCUUGUGAUGAAGAUUUAAUCGUGGAGUCUGAAAACUUCAACACAGUACUGAAAUGGAACUUCGAAAUUGAGACAGAGAGGCAGCUGGAGCAUGUGGCACUGCUGAAGCAGGAACCAGGGGCAUCGUUCACUCUUGAUAACACCAGUUCUGUGCCCUGCAUCUACUCCUCUGGUGAACAUUUUUUCAGUAAAGACAUGACCUACGAAAUUACUGUGUCUUUCACAUCCGUCAACCCAGGCCUGUAUGAACAGUGGUUAGUGCUAGAUUUUGGCAUGAGACCAGUGCUCCUGAAGAAACUCAAAGUAAGAGUAGGCCAACUGUCACUUGAUGAAAAUGAACAACCAACUGUGAUCCCUGGAGCCACCUUUCAGAGUGCUGAGCGCUGGCACAGAGGGAACAGGGUUAUCAUCCCAGGUUCGUCCAGGACAGAAGAACAGGAGAAGCUGUUCAAGGAGUACAAGCCUCCACAGAUUAGCUUUCUGUAUAAGUCCUCCCACAACAGCCAGUCACCUCUGAGUAGUGAGAACUACAGAGAAAGAAUGCACCAGUUCCUGUACAAUGAGGAACGAGCAGAGGACCAGGUUGUUUCAAGACUAAACGUUUGUGGUGAAAUUACAACACUGGAUACACUGUACAGCCCACAGUCGGGCAUGAAGAAGGCUCCUCAUGGAGAGCUGUUCUGUGCUGUCUCCAUUCCUUGCAGUCUUACAGUAGACAGCCCUGAGGGACUGGUACUAAAACGAAGCAUUCAGUCGGCCCUGAUAGCCCCUUUGACCUCAAGUCAUCCAAACUCCAAAGUCUAUGAAGCCAGCAUUGUGCCACACAAAACAACUGAGAACAAGAUUUAUUUGCAACUGUCUAAACAAUGUUGCUCUGAUCUUGCACUCAAAAGCAAUGAAUCGCAUCAACUGGAAGUGCAGUUUCAGCUUGACCGUUACAGCUUCUGUGCCAUGCACAAGGCUGUGGACCUCCUCCCGGAUACAAGCAGAGUGCUACCAGACCUGCACAACUGUGGAGUUCCUGUCAGUAAAGGCACUUAUGAGAACCUGAACACAAAGCAACAGUCAGCAGUCGACUUUAUCACAGGGAAUUCUGAUGUCAAAAUGUGUGUGGCACCACUCCUCAUUUAUGGACCAUUUGGAACUGGGAAAACAUUCACCCUUGCUACAGCAGCCAGAGAGCUUUGCAAGCAUCCUCUCAACAAAGUGCUAAUUUGCACCCAUACCAACAGUUCGGCAGAUCUGUAUGUCAGAAAUCACUUCCAUCCUUUUGUGGGCAAAAACAAAGAUAAAAUGAGGCCAAUUCGAAUAAAAGCAAACAAACAUGGGAGUGCUUUGUUGGCCACAGAUGAGAUUACUUUAAAAUACUGUUUUCUUUCAGAAGAUAGACAGUAUUUUUUGCCACCUACAAAAGCUGCCCUAGAUCGUCACAACAUAGUCGUAACUACCACAGCAAUGGCAAAACAUUUCCAUGACCGAAAGCUUGGAGAGGGAUACUUCACACACAUUCUAAUCGAUGAAGCCUCUCAGAUGCUAGAAUGUGAAGCUCUGAUGGCCCUUGCUCUUGCUGGGCCAAACACCAGAGUUGUUUUAGCUGGAGAUCACAUGCAAAUGGGGCCCAAGCUUUUCUCAGUGGAUGAUCACCAGCGUUCAGAUCACACACUCCUGACUCGCUUGUUCCACUACUACCAAGGCCAGAAGUGUGACGCUGCCCAGAAAAGCAGAAUCAUUUUCAGUGAAAACUACCGCUCAACCAGAGAAAUUGUGGAGUUUGUGUCCACUCAUUUCUACACUGGAAAAAAUGAUGUCAUCAAAGUUGCUGCAGAUAUUUCAGCUCCUGCAAAUGGCCAUGCCCUAAAGUUUCACCAUGUUAGGGGAGAGUGCCUCUUGGACACUAUAUCCAAGUCUUGGUAUAACAUGCACGAGGUUGACAAAGUGGUUGAAGCAGUGACAGACAUUCUGAAACACUGGCCAUCAACGUGGGGGCCCGAGGACCAAACCUCAAUCUGUGUCCUAUCAGAGGGAUCUCAGGUUUGGAAAAUUAGGACAGCGCUUUCAAAUAGAAAACUGGCUAAAGUCCAUGUUGAAAAUCUUUCAAAUGUGCAAGGCAAACAGUUCAGGGCCAUCAUAAUGACAGCUGUGCAUACACGUGACAGCCUAACAACAUCUCAACUGCAUGGUCUGGAGCUGUUCAAUGAUGCCCGUGUGUUAAACACUGCAAUGACGAGGGCUCAGUCUCAAGUGGUUGUAGUUGGAGAUGCUGCCGCCCUCUGUUGCUUUGGGAAGUGCUCAGGAAUAUGGAAAAGCUUCAUAGACCACUGCAUCAGCAACAGCAAUGUUGCACCACAACAUUUCACCAAAGAUUUCUUUGAAAAAGAUGUUGCGGAAACUGCAAGGUUCCACAAGUAUGAACAUGUGGAUGAGAGCAACAUUCUGUGCGAUGCAAUUCUUCAAGAGUUGAAAGAUGAAUAUCAACAGCUGGAAACUGAAUUUAGUUCAGAUGAAGACAGUUUGGAAUUGGUAGACUUGAAUCACUACAAGUCAAGAGCACCACUCCGUAUCACUGAUGACAUCCAUCUUUUGGAGUUAUGUGAAAAACAGCCAGAGGUUUACCAGCAAGGAAAGCUUAUUAGGGAGACAUAUAACAGGGGUUAUGUCAUUCCGGCUCAUAACCCUACCAAACAUAUAAAGAUUCAAGGAAGGUGGAACUUAGGCAAGGCCUUCACUGGAGAUGAAGUGGUCUUACAAACAGAAAAGGUAGCAAAAACAACAAAGGUGGUUGGCAUUACCAAGAAAGAUGAAUCAGCCCGUGAACUUGUGUGCCUACUUGAGGAAAAAGAUCACAGCAAACAAAGGCAAAAUGACCACAGCAGUUUUAUCACAAGGACAAUGAUGCCCAUUUUGAAAAGUGCACCCAAAAUAUGCAUACACAUCAGUAAAAAAAGACGCAACUUCAUUCCAGUAUGGGAGCGAAUUGAUGGGCGCUGGACAAUUGAAAGAUUUCAGCAUCUAAAUGAAAACAGAAACAGUGUGUUUGUAGUGCAAGUGAUUGGAUGGAAAGAGCAUUGUUUACUUCCCUUGGGGAAUGUCACACAUAUUUUUCCAAAAGUCGAAUCUCUGAAUGAUAUGCGUUGGCUACUGAAAGAAGAAUUUAGAGUUGCAGCUGCUACACGUGAAAACGAUGAAGGUUUCUUCUUAGCAAAUGAAGACAGUAAACCCAGACGGAAUGAACGAGAGGCAAUCACGUUCACUGUUGAUCCAGCAGGAGCAAAGGAUUUGGAUGAUGCCAUCAGUGUCAGGGAUAUUGGUGACCAUUAUGAGUUGGGGAUCCAUAUAGCAGAUGUGGCAAGUUUUGUGAGUCCAGGUUGUGAACUAGAUGAAUAUGUGAAAGAUCGUGGCACAUCAUACUACGCCAAAGGGGAACAACCUAUUCAUAUGUUCCCCGAACACCUGAGCACUGGACGCUUCAGUCUUCUGGAAGGUCAAGAUCGCAGAGUGGUCUCACUGAUGUUCAAAGUAGAAAAGAAAACAAACAGGAUCAUCAGCGAGCCCACAUUUCAGCUUUCUCUGAUCAAGUCUAACGUGCAGUUAUCAUAUGAAGAGGCAGAACAGAUCAUCUCUGAAAGAUAUAAAGAGAGCCCCAAAUUUGAUACAGUGAAGGACUGUGUCACAGUGGCUUACUGUUUUGCUAAAACUCAAAGGAUGAUUAGACUUGUGGAUUGGGCUUAUUCACCAUCUGAUGACAGGGUGCCUGGAAAACGCAAAGCCCAUCUGAUGAUUGAAGAGCUGAGCGUGUUAUUUAACAAACAUGCAUCUGAGACUUUGAUCAGCUCUGAAGAAACCAGGCGUUGCACACCCCUCCGCUGUCAGAGAAGACCAGAUCCGAACAAGGAAGAGGAAUUCAAGGAGAAAUUUGCACAAUUAAUACCAUUGUCUUUCCAUGUGAGGCACAGAUUUGACAAUGACAACCACAACCCAAGCUGCGAAAACUUCCACAUACUCACAGAAGUCUGGAAAGAUAUCCAGUCAGCUGCCAGAACAGAUGACACAGACAAAAUGGUUGACCUGAUUGCUGCAGAUGACAUCCACCCUCUGCUCCAGCCAGUCAUUGAUCAUUUCAAAAGGUGUUCCAGCAAAGCGUAUGCCAUCUGCUCACGCUCCUCUCCUGAAGCAGAGGUUGGACAUUAUUCUCUGCAGUUAACAUCUUACACACAAGCAUCUUCACCGAUACGGCGGUACAUGGACAUCAUCUUGCAGAGACUCUUGCACUCUGUCAUAUGUAAGAGGGAAGUCCAAUACACUCAGAGAGAUAUCAUCUCUUUGUGCAGCCAAUUUGAUGACCACCUCAAGAAUGCCAAGGAGUAUGAACAAAAGGCUGAGCAGAUCUCCUAUGCAGUGAGCAUGAAAAAACAAAGUGCUUCAAAGCUAGCCUUUGUUGUUCGUAUGGAUCCUGAGGGAGACGGCUUUGCAGUAUCCUUUCCUUUUAACAAGAACAUAUUUGCUAGGAGUUUAUCAGUAAUGUACAGCGAUUUACAGUUAGAUGACCAACCACUUUACGAUGAAGAAAAUCACAGCAUCACUCUUAAAUGGAAAAGGCGGAUCUACGCAGCUGACGCAAUGCAAAUCCACCAGGAGCUGAAAACAAAGCAAGACCGUGGUCCCUAUGUUGAGCUUCCACUGACAAUAUGGAAAGCUACUGUUGAGGCAAUUGACAAAGGAAAUUUGGAUCAUGCUAGAUCUCUCAUAAUGGAUGCUGACACCAAGCAAGUGGAAAAACAAACUAUUCUGCCACAGUCCUCAAACAUUCCUCAUUCUGAAACUAACGCAUGCAGUCCUGAGAAGCACAAGGUACCAGAGGUAGAAAGUGAGCAUUGGGUUGACAUCCACCUCCAGUUGCAGCAAGGAGACACCCUUCAGGUUCAAAUGACAUCAGAGAUGAAAAGAGGUCAUCAGAUUCCCACUGUUCAGUUGGUUCACAUUAAACCAAAGUUUGAGAUCUGUGUGGACCAUGUCCGCAACCCCACCACAUGCUUCACCAAAUCUGCACAUCAUCCAUCAAGGGAUUUUUAUAGAGACACCACAGAGUAUGUACGGAUCUGGAGGCCAUUGUGUGAGAUGGAGUCUGCUACCCAUGCAGUGACUGAAAGUGACAGCAUUGUCAUUGAGAACCUGGUGGUAAACUUUAAGCAAAAGCAGGAAGGAACACUAACAGGAGACUUCUUUUUACCUGUGGAAUGGAUCAAUCAAUGGGCCAUUAAAAUUGAACUUGCAAAGUGCUUACUGUGCAUACGAAAAAGAGGUCUGAAGUUGACUUCAGAUCUGGAGCAUUCAGCACCAGUGGACCCAAGAGUGUUCACAUGGGUUGCCCAUGGUGUCACAAACAAUGAAGAAAAACGAAAAAAUGAUGGAAGCAAAGUGGAGUUCUACAUCAAUCACCUGCCAAUGGAGACCAUAACCGACUGCAUUUUUCAGAAAAACACCCGUUUCACCGUUGAAAUAAUCCCAAAGCAACUUCCAGACAUCCGAACAGAAACUGCUGUUGCAAGCCUAAGAACGGCAUGUGAUAUUGUUCAGAUCAUAGCACUUGGAAAACACAUUCCAAAAGAGAUAGUACAAUGCAGUGUGCUAAAAUGGCAAAUCAUGAGAAAAGAGCUACCCAAUGGAAUCCCAAAGCUAAAUGACAGUCAGUACCUUGCUGUGGAGGCUGCUUUAAAUAAGACCUUCACACUAAUACAGGGGCCACCUGGAACUGGAAAGACAGUAGUUGGUGUGUACAUAGUGUACUGGUUUAUUGAGCUGAACGCUAAGAACCCAAGGAAGUUUGAUGACCCAAAGGACAAGGACAAAAAAGAAGUCAUUCUCUACUGUGGUCCAUCCAACAAGUCUGUUGAUGUUGUGGCAGAGUAUCUGAUGAGGUUCACUGACAGCCUGAGACCCCUGAGAGUCUACAGCCAACAAGUGGAGAUGCUUGAUUACCCUAUUCCAGACAGCAACCUUCAGUUUUCCCAAAGGACCCUCCGCCAAGAUCGUUCCAAACCAGAGCUCAGGAGCAUCACUCUGCAUCACCGCAUGCGAGAGCCUCCAAACCCUUGUGCAGAUAAAAUUAAAAACUUUGACGAACGCAUUCGACGCAGAGAGGAGUUGACUGCUCAGGAGGUGAAAGACUACACAGACCUUCUCAGAGAUGCUCGGGCACAUGAGCUCCAACAGCAUGACAUCAUACUGUGCACAUGUACACAGUCUUCCACCCCAAGCUUGACUAAGACAGUCAGAGCCCGUCAGAUCCUCAUUGAUGAAUGUGCGAUGGCCACUGAACCCCAGGCCCUGAUUCCAUUGGUCUGCAACAAACCAGAGAAGAUUGUUUUGAUUGGAGACCACAAACAGCUACAACCCAUUGUGACCAAUGUGCACGCAAAGAAGCUCGGGAUGACCAAGUCUCUGUUUGAACGCUACUAUGCAAUCCAUGAGAAAAGGGCAGUAAUGCUAAAUACCCAAUACAGAAUGCAUGAGGACAUAUGUGAGUUCCCAUCAGAAGAAUUUUAUGGAGGAAAGCUGAAAACUGGGGUGAAGCAGCCGAGCAGUGUCCUGCGUGUUGACAACAAGGUGAUGCCAAUUGUUUUUGGGCAUGUCAAAGGAGAGACCGUCCAUCUGGUUGUCAAGACAGCCAAGGGCAACACCAACUCCAGAGCAAAUCGGCAAGAGAGAGACAAAGUGACUCAGAUUGCUAAAAUGCUGGUGGAGAAGGCCAAAGUGGACAAGAAAAGCAUUGUGAUUCUGUCACCCUACAACGCCCAAGUAUCAGAAAUCAGAGAUGAGCUGAAGCAGACAAACUUGGAUGGAAUCACAGUUACCACAAUCACAAAAAGCCAAGGAAGUGAAUGGCGUUACGUCAUUAUUUCUACAGUGUGCUCCCUUCCAAGCAAAGAGAUAGUGAGUGAACCAGAUAGAGCAUGGUUGUCCAAACAUCUGGGCUUUGUAGGAGAUCCCCACCAGAUCAAUGUGGCAAUCACCAGGGCCAAGGAGGGACUGUGCAUUAUAGGGAACCAAAAGUUGCUCAGGUGCAAUCGAACAUGGGAACAUCUCCUGAACCACUACAGUCGUCACGGUGCAGUGGCAAAGGCAGACAAGAUCUCAGUUCCCUGAGACAGUAGCUGAUCCCCUCCAUCUUUGCUUCAAGCAGCACAUCAGGGCCUGAAGUAACAGCACAAUUUCUUGAAAUAUGUAUGUGGUUUUUUUUGUUGUUUUUUUUCAUAGUAUAUUUUCCAGUGGGGCUGCACAGUGGUUUAGUGGUUAGCACUGUUGCCUUGCAGCUAGAAGAUCCCCGGUUCCGGUCCUGAGUCUCUCUCUGUAUGGAGUUUGCAUGUUCUCCCUGUUCAUGUGUGGGUUUUCUCCGGCCUCCUCCCACAGUCCAUAGACAUGCUGAGGUUAACUGGUGAUUCUAAAUAGCCCUGUGAUAGACUGUUACCUGUCCAGGUGUCCCCUACCUUCACCCUCAGUCAGCUGGGACAGACUCCAAGCCCCCCAUGACCCUGAUGAGGACUAUGCAGUGUAUAGAUAAUGGAUGGAUGGAUGGAUGUCUUCCAGUUUUAUAGCAGAUUUGUUUUGUGAGUUUGUAUUUGACAACAUUGUUUUUGUGCUCUGAUGUGCAUGCACUCUUCUCCUUAAACUGUAUAUGGUUUCAUGUGUAUCACACAAUCCUAGUCUUAACUUUGGGCAGCUGACAAAAGACAUAGUUCAGCUCUUGUUAUUUGGGUUGUUUUAAUUAAUUUUUUGACCUAGAAAUACUACUGUAUGAAAUUGUCUCCAGUGAGCCAUUUAUUCCUGUUUUUAAAUGAAGGCAGCUGAUCCAGUCAUUGUUUUUGUGUGAAUGAUCUUAUGUAAUAUUGUUUUUGGUAACUUCUAAUAUUGUUUGUUUGGGGAUUAUCUUUGUUUGGAAUUUUUGUAUUCAGGGAAAUUUUAAUUAUUUGUUUCAUUCUUUGCCUUUCUACAUUCACUGACUUUUAGUACAUGUAUAUAAAUGUAUGAAAACAUUAAAAAUGAUUUAUUAAUGCUUUCA